Notechis scutatus (mainland tiger snake) is the source of this 1356-nucleotide messenger RNA. The record is from RefSeq and is a predicted model, not a curated record. NCBI's taxonomy places the organism in Eukaryota, Metazoa, Chordata, Lepidosauria, Squamata, Elapidae.
AACUGGACCAUUACAGCAUCGAAUCAGAGGAUGGAAAAGUUUCGCCCAGUACUGGAUUUCAUUGUCAAUCACCAGAAGGUCUUGGGCUAUGGGGUAGUGUCUCUGCUGACUGCAGGUAGCGAGCGUAUCUUUUCUGUGGUGGUGUUCAAAUGCCCGUGCAACUCCUGGAAUACGCUUUAUGGUGGUAUAUUUCUGCUGAUGCCAGCCUUUAUUCUGUUUCUGCUGGGCUUGCUCCUGAGUGUACGUUCUUGGAAGGUGCUCACUGGAUGUUGCUCCAAAGGCAGGCCAUGUAGAUGUCCUCGUGGGAAUCGCCUCCAGCGCCACUUACAAGUGAUGGGACUUGCAAUACUCAGUGCUGCCGUGGCUCCUCUCACAUGGGUUUCUGUGGCCUUACUGGGAGGAAGUUUCUAUGAAUGUACUGCUACUGGGAGCCCCAUCCUACAGAAAUAUGUGUGCAAAGGCAGAAGGGAAGAGGAAUGCUUGAAAAUUCUGGUUAAAGUGCCUUGUCUCAGCCCUGUCUCUCCUUCUUCUGAACUGGAGAUACAAGCAACCCUUCGAGCUCAAUCACAGGUGUUUGGAUGGAUUUUGAUUGCCAGCGUCUUCACAGUGGCCCUUCUUACCACCUGCAUUGCUCGCUGCCGUUCUCCAGUCAGCGUUCUUCAGCUUGCAUUCUGGAAAGUCUACCUGCAGAAGGAGCAAGAACUUUUUGAAACCAUGGCCAAAGAACACGCAUCAAAGUUAGCAGAGAGGAAUCUUAAAAGUUUCUUUGAUUCCACGGAGCUGGGACCAUUUCAUACCCCAAGUGCCAAAGCCUGGGAUAACAUUUCCUCCUUGUUUGCCUUUAAUCCUAAAGACAAUUGCUACAGUAUGAUACAUAAAUAUGUCAGUCAAAAAUCUCAAAGUGGCAGCAUUAAGUCUGCUGAAGGAGAUAUAUACCCCAGUUGUUUGCAAUUUGUAGAUGGUGCAAAUGUUGAAGUCCAAAUUUUGUAACAACUGUAACCUGAGAAAAUGGCUCAAACAAGAGCCUUCCUAGCCUCAUGAAGGGGGAAGGGGGAAAUCUAUUUGCUUGUAAGAUUUUGUUAUUCGAACCUUCUAAUAAAAGUAGCAUUAGCUUCUAACAAAAGUAGUAUUUAGCUUUCAUAAUUUUGGUUUCCCAGUCUUGGAGGGCCGACAAGUGUCCCAGUCUUGAAGGGCCGACAAGUAUCAAGGCUUGUUAAUAGCUACAUUAUGCAUUAUUUCAUUACUUCAUUAUAUGGAGCGUUCAUGAUUCUUGUGCCCCCCCCCCCCAUGUGCUGUUCAUGAUUCCUGUUGUCAAGUUUUCAUUUAAUAAGUAAAAUGUCUGCUCUAUCAUGAAUU